This is a messenger RNA of Boleophthalmus pectinirostris (great blue-spotted mudskipper), 3127 nucleotides long. It is a transcript of the gene arhgef7a, whose product is annotated as Rho guanine nucleotide exchange factor (GEF) 7a. Bases 192 to 2735 code for a protein of 847 amino acids. Gene Ontology annotation, biological process: intracellular signal transduction. Gene Ontology annotation, molecular function: protein binding; guanyl-nucleotide exchange factor activity. The transcript is spliced from 22 exons. NCBI's taxonomy places the organism in Eukaryota, Metazoa, Chordata, Actinopteri, Gobiiformes, Gobiidae. The record is from RefSeq and is a predicted model, not a curated record.
AGGUUAGACAGAGGCAGCCGAUACAGCGCGUGGAGGGAACCAAACCUCAUCAGACAAAAGACUAUAUCGCACGCACCAUUUUACGCCAUGUCUCUGUUGUAACGCACAGUAGGGUAUAGUACAGUUACAGCCUGUAGCCAAACCCCAGCGCUUAGGGAAGCGUGUAGCCUAGGCCUAUACUGUGACUGGACAUGAAUUCGGCAGAGCAGACGGUGACAUGGCUGAUAACGCUUGGUGUACUGGAGUCGCCGAAGAAGACCAUUUCGGACCCCGAGGGCUUCCUGCAGAGCUCACUGAAGGAUGGGGUAGUCUUAUGCAGGCUGCUGGAGCGCCUCAGCCCGGGCUCCACGGAUAAAAUAUACCACGAACCGAAGAACGACGGGGAGUGCUUGAGUAACAUAAAGGAGUUUCUCAAGGGCUGCUUAUCAUUUCGCAUCGAGACAUUUGAGGCCAGUGACCUGCUCCUGGGACUAAACUUUUCCAAAGUUCUGAGCACUUUAGUGGCCUUGAAUAAAGUAACAGCAGAUAUUGGAGUUGGCAGUGACUCGGUCUGCGCUCGUUACUCCUCAGCUCACCGCAUUAAAUCAUUUGAGUCGCUUUCCUCUCAAGCUUCACUGGGCCGGUCCUCUAAGCUCAUUCAAAACCAGUUUCGUAGUCUGGACAUGUCAGAAAACAGUGGACAACAACUGCUGGUCAAGGCACGGUUUAACUUCCAGCAAACAAAUGAGGAUGAGCUCACCUUUAAUAAGGGUGACAUCAUCAAUGUGACUCGCCAGGAGGAGGGUGGCUGGUGGGAGGGGACCCUGAAUGGAAAGACUGGCUGGUUUCCCAGCAACUAUGUACGGGAGGUCAAAGGCUCUGACAAACAAGUGUCCCCCAAGUCGGGCACACUCAAGAGCCCACCCAAAGGCUUUGACACUUCAACUAUCAGCAAAACAUACUACAACCUGGUGUUGCAAAACAUUUUAGAAACAGAAACUGAAUAUUCCAAGGAACUUCAGACUCUCCUCACAAACUACUUGCGACCACUGCAAAGCACGGACAAGUUGAGCUGCUCAGAUGUGGCUUUAAUUCUUGGUAACCUUGAGGAGAUUUGCACAUUCCAGCAGAUGCUUGUGCAGUCACUGGAGGAGAGUACAAAACUUCCUGAAAGCCAACAGAGGGUUGGUGCCUUUUUCCUAAACCUCAUGCCACAGAUGAAAGCGCUUUAUGUGGCCUACUGCUCCAACCACCCCUCAGCUGUCAAUGUACUCACCCAACACAGUGAAUAUUUGGGUGAAUUUAUGGAGGGUCAUGGAGCGGUGAACCCUGGCACACUCACACUCACCACUGGCCUCAGCAAACCUUUUAUGAGAUUGGACAAAUAUCCUACUUUACUCAAAGAGCUGGAAAGGCACAUGGAGGAAGGGCAUCCUGACAGGACGGACAUACAAAAGGCCAUGGUGGCUUUCAAAAAUCUAUCUAGCCAUUGUCAGGAGGUGAGGAAGAGAAAAGAACUGGAGUUGCAGAUCCUGACAGAGACCAUCCGACUGUGGGAGGGAGAUGACAUCAAGACUCUGGGCUCCGUGCUCUACAUGAGUCAAGUCCUGGUUCAGGCAGGAUCUGAGGAGAAGAGUGAACGGUACCUCAUGCUUUUCCCCCAUGUGCUUCUCCUGUUGUCGGCCAGCCCCAGGAUGAGUGGGUUCAUAUUUCAGGGGAAAUUGCCUCUUGCAGGCAUGAUCGUAAGUAAAUUGGAAGACUGUGAAGCCUAUAAAAAUGCAUUUGAGCUCAAUGGUACACUGUUUGACCGUCUACUAGUGGUGUGCUUGAACCAGCAGGAUCUUCAAGACUGGAUCGAGCACCUCACUAGACAAAUCAAACACAAUGCAGCUACAGCGCCCAGUCACAAACCACUCACAGUGCCCUGUCAUACGCUCCCAUCUCACCCUCUCACUCCAUCUCGGCAUGCUGAGGGGAGGGCCAUGACAGUGGCUCCCACCUACCACACGCUUCCGCACCCCUCGUCUCAUGGGUCAACCCACAGCACUAUGAUGUGGGGUCCACUCGAGCCCCCCAACACUCCAAAACCCUGGAGCCUGAGCUGCCUGAGGCCUGCCCCACCGCUACGGCCCUCCGCAGCUCUCUGUUACAAAGAGGAUUUAAGUAAAAGCCCCAAGAGUGUGAAGAAGCUCCUUCCAAAACGUAAACCUGAGAGGAAACAGUCUGAAGAGGAGUUUUCUUUGAGGAAAAGCACUGCUGCUUUGGAAGAAGAUGCCCAGAUCUUGAAAGUUAUUGAGGCAUACUGCACCAGUGCUAAAACAAGACAGACUCUCAAUUCCAACGUGGACCGGUCCUGUGUGGACUCUCCGGGCCGCCGUAGCAGCGUGUCACGGCCAGAGCUGUCCUCUGACCUUUCUGAGGACUCGGACUAUGACUCCAUCUGGACCACUCACAGUUACAGGAUGGGAUCAGUGCCCCGACAUCAGAAGAAUCCAGGGCUACACAUGAUCAUCCCCGCUGAGGACAAGGUGCUAAUAGAAGGUCCCAGUCGCAAUGGACAAAGUCGACUGGAGGAGAAGAGUUUGGUAGAUAUCGUCUAUGCCUUAAGGGAUGAAGUUCAAGAACUGAAACAGGAUACCAAGAAGAUGAAACGGUCUCUGGAGGAAGAACAGAAAGCUCGAAAGGACAUUGAGAAAGUUGUAAGGAGGGUCUUAAAAAGCAUGAAUGACCCAACAUGGGAUGAAACCAACUUAUGAAACUCCGAUUUGCCUAAAAUAUGCACUUAAUGUGUGUGAAAGGUGGUCAUUUUUAUAAACUUUAGCAUUAUGAAAAAAGACUGACUUGAUGGCUACAAGGCUGAAUCUAGGUUAUUUAUUUAAAAAUCCUUAAACAUUAAGUUGCAUUGAUGGUAACAUUUGUCAUUUCUUGAUGUUUACAAUAUGUUCUCCAGUGGUACAUGAGCACUGUAUUCGUGGUUUAUUUAAAUAGGCCUAUAACAAAAUCAGUGGAAGAAUGAACUUAAGUACUGUAUGUGAGCAGUGUACGCCAUGGGAAUUGUACAGAUCCUGUCACUGUGUUGGCUAAUGGUCUUUGUAAAUACUGAUGAAAUACAAACUUUUAAAAUAAAAUUUCAUAAGCUAUCCAUGCA